ACAUCGAUACAUGAGCGUUGGGAAAGACAGACGACCAUCGUCAGUGCGUGGCUCCGAAGAUAUUGCACAGCCACCGACGCUGUGAUCUUCCGCGUGGCGCUGUUUGUGGAGUCCAGUGGUUUGAUUGACGUGAUGUCAUCGGAAGCGGCAUCUGGGAUGGACGUUGACGGCGGGGCAGGGCGCGGCGGUUUGACGACGGCGGAGAGGAUGGCUAUUGCUGCGGUGGUUAAUGUCGUCCUCUUCCGCUGCCAGAUGGCGAGCAAUGACGCGGUCUUCAAAGCGGCUGUUCGUGCACGGCGCAAGCUGUUGGCGCUUCCGACGACUGGGCAGUGCUUGGAUGUGGCUGCCAUUUCCGACGCGGUGCUGGAGGUCUGCUACGCGAUGGGGUGCGGGGUUUUUCCAAGGGCGACUCCACGGUGGUGGGUGAAGCGGCGAACGGGCGGCACGUGGGAGGAUCUGUGCCAAUGUGAUGACGCAACGGAUGAUUACUUCAAGGAGAAGCUUCGAAUGUUGCCUCGUGUUUUCCGCGAGAUUGCAGAGACUCUUUCCCCGCUCCUUCAACGCCGUGUGACGUUCUACAGGGUGCCUUUGCAGCCAGACCACAUAAUUGCCUAUGCACUGUACAAGUGGGCCACUGGGGAGACGUACGACAACGGGACGUGUAGCUUCGGCAUCGGGAGGGCUUCUGGCACACGGCGGUGCGUGACGUGACGGCGGCGUUGCUGACUGCUUACCCCGA
This is a messenger RNA of Chara braunii, 739 nucleotides long. The record is from the annotation of a GenBank genome assembly. NCBI's taxonomy places the organism in Eukaryota, Viridiplantae, Streptophyta, Charophyceae, Charales, Characeae.